UAUAAGAAUAUCAUUUUCAUUAAAUAAAGCAAUGAUUUCCUCUGAGUCUUAUUUGUUAAAUCGUUUACCAAUUAAACAUUGUACAUUGAAUAAACAAAAUGUGAUCCCAAAAUUCUCCUCACUACUGGCCUAUUCUGACACAUCAGACUGAGGUGAGCUAUUUUUAGCCUUCGUGUCUUGUUUCUCGAUCCCCUACGCUGUAAGUUGCUGGGAUUCCACUGGUUUCUUACUCCCCAACUGUUGUAUUUUUAACCUGUUGGAAAACAACUCCACGGGAUUUGCGUGUAGUGCUAGUUUUCACCUGCUGUUUGGAGGCAUUUAUACUGGACUGUGUUUGCACUUUGCUCGACUGAUUCUGUUUAAUUUGGGUGAUAGUGUUUUCCUUGGACUUAUUGAUAAAAGUGUGCUUUUGAGAUGGACUAUCAGCCCGACUAAACUCCGAAAAUGAACUCAACAGAGCCGGCUUAUCCCCUUUGAUCGAUUCUCAACAAUGGACCGUGACCCUAAAGGCCAGCAGGUGAUGUCCCUGAGACUGUCCAGAGUUCUGAGGGAUAUUGGCGUUACGAGACAGAAUGUGGCUCGGAGGAGGAGAACAUACUUGAUACUUGAGAAGAUGAUGGACGCUUUCUUAAUCAUCACCAAUCAUGGUCGGAGAGAACCUGGAAAAUCAUUUGUCUUCGGUAGCCAAUCGGAAGGGACAACGACUCUAGGCAUGGAAUCAGAUACAGAUAUUCUAACAUGUUAUAAAGAGUUCAGUGUGAUAAAAGACUGGGCAGACUGGGAGCCAGGGAAGAGGUGUCUUCUGCUGAUAAAGAACGAUCGUUCUCCGCCCCAGCACUGCUGUAUACAGAUUGUGAAAUGUGACUGUCCACUGCCUGAAACACUGGACAAUGUGAAUGUAGAAUGGGAUGUCGAAGAGACAAUGGAUGGAAGGGUGCUGUUGAAAAACACUUAUAUAGAUAGAGAGAUUAAGCAGCAAUGUGGUCGGUUAUAUAGGAAACAAGGGCCAUCAAGAAGUAAUAACUCAAAGUUUGACUACAUACACGCGUUUAGCUACAAUGGACCGCUGUUCGAAUGCAAUUUCCUAUUCACAAGACCAAAGCCUGGCCACUGGCCGAGACCUGAAAUACUCGCAAAGGCACGUCAGUGUGAAACAUUCCUCGUCCCACAAGGUCACGCCGAGAGUGAUCAGUCAAAACUGGAAUGGAGAUUCUCUACGUCACAGAUUGAAAGAUUGCUCAUGUUUGAUCUCAAUAUUCUGCAAAUACAGGUUUAUACAUUUCUAAAGAUCUUACGAAGGUCUUUCUUCAAACCUUUAGUUGGUGAUAGACUGAGCACGUUUCAUUUCAAAACCGCUCUAUUGUUCACCCUCGAGACUUAUCCUCCAGAAAUCUGGCAGGAACGUAACCUGCUGCAAUGUGUUUUAUACUGCCUGAAAACCCUUCAACGAUGGUUCAACCUUCGGCACUGUCCACAUUACACGAUCUCAGGAGUGGACCUGUUUGUAGGAAAACUGAGAAAAUGGGAAUAUCCUCUCCUGUCAGCCGUUCUGUCUGACAUGAUAGACAACAUCAUGGACUUUGUCUCCCAGAUAGAAAUGGACCAAAUAGGGGAGAGGAUCGGUAACAGAUGCAGAUCAGUCAGUGGAAGAUAUCAGAACACAUUAGGUACUGCGGGGUACUGCUGUGUUUGGACUUUAAAGGAUAUAUUGGAAUUGUAUUGGAGAUGCACAAUUAAAAGAAUUGACAUUUCUAAAACAAAGAGCAUUAUCAUAAAAGUUGGUGAGAUUCCUUAUGACUCCUAUGUAUGGGCAAGAUUACAGCAUGCACAGACGUUCCUAUACCAAUAUCUUGCCUCCGUGACAGCAUCUACGUGUAUUCGCCUGGAAAAUCCAAUACCACCAGACGUUUACCGCCUGUACGAGGCCUCUCUAGACUCAGAUCUCACCUCCAGCAGAUUGAAGUUUGCAUCUAUGAUGUACUGCAGUGGUCAGUAUGAGAGGGCUAAACUGGUGUUGGCCUACACGGAGGCGCUGGUGCAUGCCGAUGUGUUGCAGAACGGUCGGUUUUCAGGAAGGUCUGAACAUCAGCCUACUGAGAGGUUUCUUCAAAAGGUUUAUGAGCUGCCAGUUUUGGAAGUUAUAAAACGGCAUGUUGCAUGCAAAGUUGCUUUUAAUUCAUUAGAAAUAUGUUGUGUACCUGGGUUUCUAGUAUACGAGAUGCAUAGAACGAUUCGUCCUGAAGAUUUUCACCACAGAAAUCCAGGACCAGAUGACUGGAUGGACCUUGUGGUCAUUGACUCAACACCGUUUAUGUUCUACCUGCAGUACCUCACAUUCAGACAACUUGGAGAAGAAGAGAGAAGACUGGAAGCACUAGACAAGUUAAACAACUAUGUUUGUUUUGAGAGUCGAUCGCGAGGGCCUGUAGAUACGGCCCUUCAUGUACUUGGUCAUUGCUUUGAAUUGGAGAACCGAUAUGAUUUGGCAUGGACAUGUUACAGGAAAUCCCUCGAUCUCUUCCCUUACAACAACGCAGCCAGAUGGCAUAUCAUCAGACUCCUUCAGCAGUCAUGAAGAAUACUAGACGACUAGAAGCACAAAGCUUAUCCCCCUUAAAUGGUAGCUUCGAUAAUCAAAAUUACAUUUUACAAGGGGUUGUCAUCUCAAUUGCAUUUCGGGAACAUAUAAAUUUUGAAGAAGGAUUUAAAGUAGUACAUGCUACGCGCGUGCACUUGGUGACAUAGUAAUAAUUUAACGAACUUCAAGAUGUUUCAUCAAUAACAAUUAUUUUUUUCAGACAGUAUAUCUAUAGUCGAAAAAAUACAAAAGCAUAGCUAUAUAUUGAACUGAUUUGUAAUUAUUCCUGACUUGCCCCUAACAUUUAAUACAGGAACCGGAAAUUUGUUUUUAAGAAUUCAUAUAAAGCAGAUUCAAGUCUGGCUCUGAAUAUAUUCAGACAAAUACAUUUCAAUUUAUAGAAAGUCUCCGUAAUAGUUUGCAUUGCUUUUUAUAUAGAUUUUCUUUAUUUAGACAAAAUAAAACAUUUGAGUGAAACUAACUGGAUCAACAACUACCAAUACUCUGUAAAUGAACGAAAUUCUCAAUACAAUGCGUUAUUCUCUCAUUGAAAUUUAUCCAAUCUUGGUUCCUGUAAAAAACAAACUGUUGGUUUAAACACAUUUUGAUCAAUAUAUGCUUGCAACAGUAUUUGUGAUACGAUUUUAUAAAUGAUGUAUUGUUACUGAAU
Mya arenaria is the source of this 3248-nucleotide messenger RNA. RefSeq lists its product as uncharacterized. The coding region runs from base 491 to 2575 and encodes 694 amino acids. Lineage: Eukaryota; Metazoa; Mollusca; Bivalvia; Myida; Myidae. The record is from RefSeq and is a predicted model, not a curated record. Gene Ontology annotation, molecular function: protein binding. The transcript has 3 exons.